Molecule: messenger RNA, 814 nt
Organism: Acomys russatus (golden spiny mouse)
Lineage: Eukaryota; Metazoa; Chordata; Mammalia; Rodentia; Muridae
Product: protein ATP6V1FNB
Exons: 2
Coding region: 34-663 (209 amino acids)
Source: RefSeq, a predicted model, not a curated record
UCUGCCUUCCUUCCCUCCCCUUGGUUCCGCAGCAUGAGGGAACUGUUCAACGACAGAAACCAGGCCUUCUUAGGGGAGCAAAUAAAGAAGGAGGUGCUUGCUCGGACCACCUGGACUCUCCGCUAUGGACACAAGUACCUGAAAGAAGGGUCCAGGGCCAGGAAGCAGCCCCGGCCGGCGGCCCCGUUUGGGUCAGUCUUGAAAGCAAGCCCAGUGGCCUCCACUGGCUCCCCUGUCAGAAAAGAGCCACAGGAGGGAUGGCCAAAGACCAGGGGGGUCCAGGACCAGCAUUUCACGGCUGGAGGUGCCCAGGGAAGCAGAGCGAGGCAGGCUAGAGAUGCUCCUGAGCACGCAGCAUCCCAGGGCAGGCCAGAGAACUUAAAAAUGAAGCAGCCCGCCCCAGCCACUCUGAAGCUGCUCUUCCAGGGCAUCUCCCAUGAUGGCCAGGGGCGUCAAGGGUACCUCAAGGAACGGUAUCGACUGAAACCAGAAGAGAAGUUCAAGUACCCGAUGGUGUCUUCCUGGGAGUAUGGCUGGCAUGUGGGGGACGUCAUGAAGGACUUCCGGACACCAGCUCAUGCCAGAAUGCAUCCCAUCACAAAGUCAUUUUACUUGAAAAAUGGCCUUUUCUAUAUUCCUCGGAGAUCAGAUGACCUUAUGUGAACUUGGCUCUCGGGAAAGGCCUCGGUAGUUCCUUUACCCCGUGCUCUGCCUGGACCAGCCAGGUGGGAGAUGCUGCGGGUCAGCUCUACUCCACUCCGGUGUUCUGCUGAGCCCUGCCUCCGCGACUGAGAGUGCCAAGAAGAAGUGAGCA